Eruca vesicaria subsp. sativa (arugula) is the source of this 689-nucleotide messenger RNA. The record is from the annotation of a GenBank genome assembly. NCBI's taxonomy places the organism in Eukaryota, Viridiplantae, Streptophyta, Magnoliopsida, Brassicales, Brassicaceae.
AAAAAAAUGGACUGCAGAAAACACAAGCACCAAGGGGAGAGUGGAGUAUGCCCUUCUUGUUUACGAGAUAAACUCUCUCGCCUCCCCAAUACGACGACGUCUCACUACUUCAUUAACCACCGAUCGAAUCACUCAUCCACCACCACCACAACCGUCUCGUCUUCUCCCUCGGCGGUUAAGGAACAUCACCGGAGAGCUGGUUCGAUGUCGAUGACGUUCGCGGUGAGUGGUAAUCUGAUUGAAGGAUUGAAGAAGAGCAGAUCUAUGGCUCAUGCUCCGAGUGGUGAUUCGUAUGUCGUUAGUGGUUCGAAGAAGACGACGGUGAAGAAGAAGAAGAGUGGUUUUUGGAGGAAGUUGCUUCAUCUGAGAGGGAGAGGCGGUGGUGGUGACGUCGGAGGGUUGGUUACUACUUCACGGCAACGCGUGUUUUAACUAAUUGACGUUUUGUUCACUCAGAUAUUUUUCUUUUUUUGUGAUUUGUGUACAGUUACAGAUAAAAAAAAGGGUCUAAUGGUGGAAAAUUAAUGAUUUUUCUGAUAGUAUGAAAAUGUUUCUUUUACAAUUUCAGUUUGACUAAAGAAAAGCUACCAAUCCGUGAUUUUUAAUCAUAUAUUUAUUUUUAUAUUUUUUUGCAAUCUCAUUCACGUGUUAUUUUUAUUUUGUGCUAAAGCAUAAUCGAAUUUCUAUCC